Molecule: messenger RNA, 1265 nt
Organism: Polyodon spathula (Mississippi paddlefish)
Lineage: Eukaryota; Metazoa; Chordata; Actinopteri; Acipenseriformes; Polyodontidae
Product: cyclin-dependent kinases regulatory subunit 2
Exons: 3
Coding region: 150-380 (76 amino acids)
Biological process (GO): regulation of mitotic cell cycle
Cellular component (GO): SCF ubiquitin ligase complex; cyclin-dependent protein kinase holoenzyme complex
Molecular function (GO): ubiquitin binding; protein kinase binding; histone binding
Source: RefSeq, a predicted model, not a curated record
CAAGAUGCAGUUCCACUUUACUUUUGAAACUGUGUCAGUUAGAAACACGGCAGAGGCAAGCAGAUAGAGAACAUUUUUAAAACGACUUUUUUUUCACGCAUCGUUUCCAAACACGACGCGUUCUAAUUUAAAUCUGUCAUCCAUAAGACAUGGCUCAUAAACAAAUCUACUAUUCUGAUAAAUAUGCCGACGAGCACUACGAAUACAGGCAUGUUAUGUUGCCAAAGGAACUUGCGAAACAAGUACCAAAAACCCAUCUAAUGUCAGAAGAAGAAUGGAGGCGAUUGGGUGUACAACAGAGUCUUGGAUGGAUUCACUACAUGAUGCAUGAGCCAGAACCACACAUUCUUUUAUUCAGAAGACCUCUUCCAAAAAAUUGAGUGAUGUUCUGGAAUCCUCAUUUCAAUCUUUUGGGACAUUGUGUGUAAUGUGGUAUUCAGUGAAUACUUGGGAGUGCACAACUUAGUCAACCCCUGUGCAUGGGCUGUGUUCUUCACAGCAACAGAGCUUGGUUUAAUACAGAGGAGUCUGGCAAUGUAUUCUGUUUGUGUGUGAGGGGAAGAAACUAACCAUUAAAUACACAAACAUCAGAUAUCAGAUUUGUGUUACCAUGUGUCUUCAAUGGCUUAUUUUGUGAAAUUUGUUUAAACAGCUUUACAUAUAUAUAUAUCAUUUUUUUUGUUUUGUUUUCAAUAAAACUAUUGUUGCAUGUACAUCCAUAUGUGUAAUAAUGUACCAUUGCUGAGUGCAUUUAAUGGUGAUGUGUAAAACUAGGUUGUCUAGCUAGAAGAAACAUUUGACUAUCUUGGAAAGUGUGUUUAACCGUUUCUCUAGUUCUGUCCAUUGUCAUUUUCUUUUCCCAGUCAGUUUUAACUGUUACAGCUGUUAAUAGUAACACAGCAUUGUGCAAGUCCGUUCAAAUAAUUUAGGUGUUAGUAUACAGGCUUUUUUUUUUUUUCUGUUUCUUUUUACCUUUUUGAACUGUCAGAAGAAAAGGUAGCGCCCCCCCCCCUCCCCCCACCUUCUACUCUUAUCCAAUUCUUUGUGAAUAAUCUACUACAAUAAAAUACACUGAUUUAGCCAGACUUUGUGUUUAUUAAACAAUUAUAUUGGGUUAUUUUUAGGAGAGUGUUGUUUUACAAUUGUCAAAGUGACUCCGAGCCAAGAUUCAGUAAACAUAUUCUCUCAAACGAAUUGAUUAGAACAGACAGUCUUCCUUCCUUACAAACCUUUAGCCUAAAAGCUAACAACAAAAUGUCUGUUUU